AUGUUCAAGAAGAGAGCUGCCAUAGGGGUCGAUGGUAUUCAAAAUAAGAGGAAGAAGUUAGAACAUAACACUUCCAGCAACAAUACGGAAACAAUAAUCUCUAGGAAGGAUACGAGACUGUCAAUACGAAGAAAAAGUGAGAAAUUAGGUGUUGAAACUCGAGAAGAACUACAACGAUCUGAAGAAGGAGAUAAGGUGGACGACAAAGAGAAGUUACAUCUUUUAACAAAAGAUGCUGCUACGAAGGAGAAUGUACUGAACGCUGAGCGUAUAGCUGAAGAGAAACUCAUAUCAGUGUCGAAGAAAAAGGGAGCUUCCAGGCAAAUUACACAGCCAUCGAAUGUCAGAACCACCGUCUUAAUGGAUUACCAACCUGACGUAUGUAAGGAUUAUAAACAGACCGGUUAUUGUGGAUAUGGGGAUAGUUGCAAGUUUCUUCAUUCAAGAGAUGAUUUCAAAGCAGGUUGGAAGCUGAAUCAGGAUUGGAACAUAAAUAAUGAUACAAAGGUAAAGAAACUUGAGGAAAUACCGUUUAAAUGUGUUCUUUGUAAGGACGAUUACAAGUCUCCCAUUGUGACCAAUUGUGGCCAUUACUUUUGUAGCAGUUGCUUUACUAAAAGGGUACGUGAGGACGCCAGUUGUUUUAUAUGUGGAGAGGAUACCCAAGGAGUUGCCAAGAUGGCGACAGAUCUGAAGAACAUACUGCGAAAAAGGAAGAUCCAGAAGGACCAACAAUAA
Molecule: messenger RNA, 738 nt
Organism: Naumovozyma castellii
Lineage: Eukaryota; Fungi; Ascomycota; Saccharomycetes; Saccharomycetales; Saccharomycetaceae
Gene: CWC24
Product: U2-type spliceosomal complex subunit CWC24
Exons: 1
Coding region: 1-738 (245 amino acids)
Source: RefSeq, a predicted model, not a curated record